AUGGGACAAGAAGAAGGAAUGAAGAAGAAGAAAAGAAAGAAAAUCUUCCACUCCAGAACGAAAGGGAGAAUAAAUACGCAAGCAGAGAUGGACAAAGAGAAUAAGAAGAAGAAAGAAAGAAGAAAGAGAAAAUCUCCCCCCGAACGAAAAACGAAGACGGGACCAAGAAAGAAAAAGAAAAAAGAAGAAGAAAGAAGAAAAGAAAAAUCCACCCUCCAGAAGAAACGGAGAAGAAGAAGAAGAAGAAGAAGAAGAAAGAAAUCUCCCUCCAAGAACGAAAAGGGAGAAAGGAAUAACGAAAGGAAAAGAGAUGGGACAAGGAAGGAAGAAGAAGAAGAAGAAGAAAAAAGAAAGACAAAAAGAAAGAAAAAUAAUCUCCUCCAGAAAAACGCAAAAGGGGGUAAAAUAGAAAGAAAAUAA
Messenger RNA from Macrobrachium nipponense, 420 nucleotides. Its product is annotated as nucleolar protein 58-like. NCBI's taxonomy places the organism in Eukaryota, Metazoa, Arthropoda, Malacostraca, Decapoda, Palaemonidae. The transcript has 3 exons. Bases 1 to 420 code for a protein of 139 amino acids. The record is from RefSeq and is a predicted model, not a curated record.